Caretta caretta (loggerhead turtle) is the source of this 4809-nucleotide messenger RNA. It is a transcript of the gene STC2, whose product is annotated as stanniocalcin 2. Gene Ontology annotation, biological process: intracellular calcium ion homeostasis. NCBI's taxonomy places the organism in Eukaryota, Metazoa, Chordata, Testudines, Cheloniidae. Gene Ontology annotation, cellular component: extracellular region. Gene Ontology annotation, molecular function: hormone activity. The record is from RefSeq and is a predicted model, not a curated record.
AGCGGGGGAAGGGAGAGUUUUGUCAUUUGAUGUAUCCCCAUUCCAGCGUCUCACGUGGAAACCCCCUGCCCCCUCUUCCUGGCUGGCUCCCCCCAAAUUCUAAUAAUCAUUACAAGGUGUACACUCUCCUCCAGAUCCCUUGUCAAGCAACGUGCUUUUUACAAAAGGAAAGAAUAGAUAUGAGGGGGACGUACUGGACCCCAGAAUCCCCUCUUUUCUCUGUCUCCUGGUGUUGCUUCAUAACCUGCAAUGGCUGAGAUGUUCCUUCCGAGAAGCAAGAUUCUAACUGCAGUCUGUUCCUGGGUUUAAAUGCUCCUGGUUGCUCAUGAUCAUUAUUGUGCAGUUUGCAACCUGCUGAUGCAAGUUUCCUCACAUUUUGUUCCACGACGUGUAGUAGUUUAGAACGAGCACCGCCCACUACGCGUGUUGUCACAGGGGGACAGGGCUCCUAUUGGUCGGGCUGGUGGACAACACCUGCUCGACUCCUUCAUUCAAGUGACACCAGAGCUUCCAGGGAUAUUUGAGGCACCAUCCUUUCCCUUUCUGGCCACUUUCAGCACUUGCACCAGCCCUGAUCACAUGCUAUCCAGCCAGCAGAUGACAAGAAGAGCAGUAGCCUCCAUUUAUACACCCUUUGAAAAGAAACAGAGGUGGGAAACCCACCAAGGUCUCCAGUGUGGGGUUGCAACCAGGACCAUGUGUGCAGAGCUGUUAAGUAAAUUAGUGACCCUGGCGUUGGUAUUUGCAAGCUUUGAUCCAGUUUUGGGCACAGAAGCCACCAAUCCGCCGGAAGGUCCCCAAGAGAGAGCCCCUCAACAAAAAGGGCGGCUGUCUUUGCAAAAUACAGCUGAAAUCCAGCACUGCCUGGUUAAUGCUGGCGAUGUGGGAUGUGGAGUGUUUGAAUGCUUUGAAAACAACUCUUGUGAGAUCCGAGGCUUACAUGAGAUCUGCAUGACUUUCCUACACAACGCUGGAAAAUUUGAUGCCCAGGGAAAAUCCUUCAUUAAAGAUGCUCUGAAGUGUAAGGCUCACGCCCUGAGACACAAAUUCAGCUGCAUCAGUCGCAAGUGCCCUGCCAUUAAAGACAUGGUGUUCCAGUUACAGCGGGAGUGCUACCUGAAACACGACCUCUGCUCUGCCGCCAAGGAGAAUGUCCAAGUCAUUGUGGAUAUGAUUCACUUCAAAGACCUGCUGCAACACGAGCCAUAUGUCGACCUGGUGAACAUCCUCCUCACGUGCGGGGACGAAGUGAAAAAGGCUAUCACCAGAAGCAUCCAGACCCAGUGUGAACAGAACUGGGGAAGCCUCUGCUCCAUCCUGAGCUUCUGCACCUCAGUCGUGCACAGCGACUCCACACUGGGUCCUGAGAGGAAGACAGGUGAAGCCACCAAAGCCUCUACCAGCCGUGGGGACAUACUAGUCCACCCAGAGUCUGACCACAGGGAGAGCUCACGAGCUGCCAAAGGAGAGAGAGGUGGCAGGGCUCACUUGAACACGCACCCCCGGGUUAAAGCUGGAGCUUACAGCCCCAAAGGGGCACACGGGAUCAUUGAGCGGGCAGAAGAACUGUCCGAUUUCUCCGACAUCCGAAGGUGAAAGGAGGCACCGACUCAACCCUCCCCCUCCACCAAAACUUCCUCCAUUGAGUCCAUCUUCUUAGCUAUGGACAUUCCAAAACCUUUACCAUUCAGAGGGGUGAUGUCAAGCACAGGGCAUUGUGGGAUAUGUGGACUUCAGUGAUAGUGUAUAGAUUAGUAGAGGAGAGCAGUGGUUCUGGGUUAUUGAUUGUCUCCAGAAAAUUUGACACUUACAUAACCAAUGGGUGAGACAAAAUGUUUAAAUCCUCCCCCCCCCCUCCCCCCCGUUUUUAAAAACAACAGAACAAGUGGAUAUUGUUUUCAAUUUGAUUGUCUUUUGGUUGGGGAAAGGGAUGUGGGGAGGGCUCAGCCAGAUUUUAUUUUGGCCAGUCACAGCUCCGCUAUGCUUAGGGGGCAGUCUCCAAGCAGAUGGCAGAAUCCCAAAGGGAUCUUCUCUGCCCAGGGCUGUGAAUGUAAGAGUUCAGAGUGGGCUGUUGUGACACUCUAAGUAAAUAAAUGUCCAGUUUAUUGCACGGGGAGAUUGCUGUUUUGAGCUAUGUCAUUUUCUCUUAAGUCCUGAGCCAUUGUUCCUGUCUAGGUGACAGUACCCGACUUAAAUGCCCCCUUGUAUGUAUUUUAACCACUGCUUAACUUUACUUUAUUUAUCCAGUUACUCAAAAAUGUCAGUGGCCUAAGUAGCCAGUUUUGUGACCUGCUUAGCAUCAAAAUGAGCACAUUUUCCACAGACCUCCAAAGUCCCCAGGCAUGUCCUCUUUCAGAACCUGCGGCUGUGCUCACAGAGGAGCAUUUUCUGCAGCAUUUUCCCCACCUGUGGGCAACCCAAAAUGUUGGGCUUAGGCACAAACAGUUGAUGUGUCCUUAAGCUUUGUGGGCUUAGGGAGUAUUUUGGAGGCCUGUUGAAGAUCUGUCCCUUUUAUUGUCUUUGGAAGCAGCAUUAUGGAGUUUGCAGGGCUCUAGAGACUCAGUGUUCUAAAUCUGGCCACAGGUCAUGGUUUAUCAAAGUGCCAAAAAUGACUAUGGGAUAGUGAGAGAUCGUUAACUUUUUUUUUUUUUUUUUUUUUUAUAAACUAGCACACUGGGUAGUGACCUCCAAACCCUACAGAGUGAGUGGAAUGCAGAGUGAUAAGAUGGGUUUGGAGAGCUUAAUCUUUCUGAGUGAUUUAAAGUUAGGGUGAGAUGCUAGGGUGCAUCCUUUCUUAUCCCCAUAUGCAAAUGUGACCCACAAUUUGCACUGCUGCAAUUACGUAUCCUAGGAUGUUAUUCUUAAAACAUUGGUUAUCGUAUCUAAAGGCAGACAGGGGUGGGAACUUUAGUAACCUCUGUUGGGGAAGGAUGAUCUUUCUUGCAAGACCGUAUCACACCAAGGAUCUGAGCACUGGCCUUUUGCUUCAGGAGGCCUGGAGUCAAAUCACCAGUGGUGGGAAGGCAGUUUGGUACAGACUGAACUAGCACAGGGAACUGACCUACAUCUUUGUCACUUGGUGGGAGUGGAGGUGAUUAGCAACACAGGGGAUUUAGCCAUAACUCCCACCGAGUCAAAUUCUGCUUCUGGAUAUGUGUAUGCGGCUCCCAGUAUCUUCAGUGGGAGAUUUGUGCAUAUAUCCCUUAGCAGAAUCUUGGGCAUUACUCUUAAUAGAAGACAUGUGGGUAAAUCUCCUUGGUUGGGAGGGAGCAAAGAACAACCAUUAACCUGAAGAGUUACACCGUUAUGCAGCCAUCAACCUCUUGACCAAAAAAGACCCCGAUCCUACUCCCAUUGAAGUCUCUGACAAAACUCUCAUCUGACCUCAGGGAAUCUAGGAUCAAGCCAAGAGCCCUUGAGGAGUGGGCAAGUUCCUUCCAGUAUGUGGACAAGAUGACCAAUCCAAUCAUGGCAAUGGUGGCCCGUGGCUCAUACACACAGAGGGUGCAACUCAGAGGGACUGUAGUUCCCCUAGCUAAUGUCCAUGCAUAUAUACCACUUCCAAUGGUUUGCUUUGAAGGACACCCUCCCUAUCCCAAAACAAAGUGUCUUGCUGCUGGUGAUGCAAUAGGAAAGUUUUUGGUCUCCCUCACUGUGACCUCCUCAGGAGCAUCCCACUACCCCAUGAUGAUGCAUAGGCAUAGUAAAGGACAAGCUGAAACCAAAAAGAGAACCGAACCAUGACAGCAAAAAGGACUUGCUAUCAAGUUAAUAUUCUUGCCUAACUCCAUUAAGGUCUCUCUCUCUCUCUCUCAUUAAAGGUCUCAUUCAUCUAUGAGAACCAAACAUAUAGCGAUAUAUAUACACUCUUGAAUGUCUUAGUCAACAUAUCACCUCAGCAUACAUACAAUUUACUUUUAUUCAUUCAUUCUGCAUGAGGAAAAGUAUAUAUUCCUCCAUCUUGUUAAUUUCUUUAUUGUUUCAAGGGGGCAGGGGAUUUUGUAUAUGGCAUAACAUUUUUUCCUCUGUGUGUGAAGAUUUUCUGUGUUCAUCUACUGAUUCCACAUAUGCUAUUAUUGUAAAUAUUUAACAUUUCUAUUUAUUAUAGUGUCUCCAUUUAAAAACCAAACACUGCUGGCUAUGGUAAUUUAAAUGUAUGUCAUGACCUGUGUUGUAUAUAUUCAUGCCACUAGUAUGUUUUUGUUGUUGUUUAAAGCAACGUAAAUAUAAUUUUAUACAGUUCCAUAAUGUUAUUGACAGCAAAAAUCAUUUAUUUAUUGUUAAACCUUCUUUCAUGUCUAAUAAGUAGGGUGUGUUUACCUGAGAGUAUGUUAUCAAGACAUCUACAUAGCCUUAAUUCUUUGUAAAAUCAAUUUUAAAAGAAAUCUACUGUCCCCUUAGAGACCCUAUGAUACUUUGAUCACCAGUCCUCCCAAACCUGCUGCUUGCGAAGGAGAUUUAGCUUAAAAAACAAGGUCUGGAUGUUUCUCUUAAGCUUUGCAUCUGGAAAAAAACCACCCAUAAGAGAAACUAAAAAAAGUAAAAUGCCUACUGGAAAAUAUAUAAAUAACCCAUCACCCCACAAAAACACUGUCCUACCUUUAAAAAUGAAGUUCUGAAACAUAAUAAUUAAAAAACUGUCCUUAAAUUCCAGUUCUCUGGGAGAAAAACAUACUAGUUCUAUCUCAUGUAGAAUUUACAGCUGAAUAAGCUUGUAAACAUUGCAUAUGGAUUUAGGUAAAGCUCUGUAUCUUUUCACACUGCUAUUAUUUUUCCUGGAACACUAAUAAAUGUUUUGAAUAAGUCUUG